This is a messenger RNA of Capronia epimyces CBS 606.96, 213 nucleotides long. RefSeq names its product F-type H+-transporting ATPase subunit F. Gene Ontology annotation, biological process: proton motive force-driven ATP synthesis. The coding region runs from base 1 to 213 and encodes 70 amino acids. The transcript is spliced from 3 exons. NCBI's taxonomy places the organism in Eukaryota, Fungi, Ascomycota, Eurotiomycetes, Chaetothyriales, Herpotrichiellaceae. The record is from RefSeq and is a predicted model, not a curated record.
AUGGCAAGGAUAGCCAAAUUCUAUGAAAAACUACCGAAGGGUCCGGCACCAGAAAGAGCACCCAGUGGACUGUUGGGCAGAUAUCAAGCGAAAUACUUUGGCAAAGACCCAUCUCCAGCUCCAAUCUGGCACGCCAUUUUCGGGAUCAUGGCGCUUGGAUACAGCAUGGAGUACUACUUCCAUCUAAGACAUCACAAGAACAAUGCUCACUGA